AUGGAUGUUUCAACUAAUAUCACCAAGCUCAGAGUUAUCUUUACGAGCGGAAUGCCUGCGAUGAACAGGAAUUGUAUUGGAUAUCCCGUUCUCGUUCCUCGAACGUCCUGCCUGUUCCCUGGACUUCACACUGAGGUGAAAUAUCAGUCUGUCGGGAAAAUAAUGUGGCCGAGCCUUGAAAUCGCCCAUCAUCGUAUUGUGACAGCUUGCCGCGGCUGAUUGGGGCAGGCCUGUGACGAGACGAAUCCACAUUAUUUUCCCGACAGACUGAUAAUGAAAGCAGAAGGACGCAUUUCACAACUAUGUAAGUUCUUUUUCAGAUCCUUGGAAUGAUUGCACGCAGGAUUGGCUUGGAAAUCGAGCCUGUGAUCAUCCUCCAAGAACAGCCAUAUGAGUAG
Bursaphelenchus xylophilus (pine wood nematode) is the source of this 398-nucleotide messenger RNA. The record is from the annotation of a GenBank genome assembly. NCBI's taxonomy places the organism in Eukaryota, Metazoa, Nematoda, Chromadorea, Rhabditida, Aphelenchoididae.